Molecule: messenger RNA, 1749 nt
Organism: Cynocephalus volans (Philippine flying lemur)
Lineage: Eukaryota; Metazoa; Chordata; Mammalia; Dermoptera; Cynocephalidae
Gene: SLC17A6
Product: solute carrier family 17 member 6
Exons: 12
Coding region: 1-1749 (582 amino acids)
Biological process (GO): regulation of synapse structure or activity; transmembrane transport; neurotransmitter loading into synaptic vesicle
Cellular component (GO): excitatory synapse; synaptic vesicle membrane
Molecular function (GO): L-glutamate transmembrane transporter activity; neurotransmitter transmembrane transporter activity
Source: RefSeq, a predicted model, not a curated record
AUGGAGUCUGUAAAACAAAGGAUUUUGGUCCCAGGAAAAGAGGGGCUAAAGAAUUUUGCUGGAAAAUCCCUCGGCCAGAUCUACAGGGUGCUAGAGAAGAAGCAAGAGACCGGGGAGACCAUCGAGCUGACGGAGGAUGGGAAGCCCCUGGAGGUGCCUGAGAAGAAGGGGCCGCUGUGCGACUGCACGUGCUUCGGCCUGCCGCGCCGCUACAUCAUCGCCAUCAUGAGCGGCCUGGGCUUCUGCAUCUCCUUCGGUAUCCGCUGCAACCUGGGCGUGGCCAUCGUGGACAUGGUCAAUAACAGCACCAUCCACCGCGGGGGCAAGGUCAUCAAGGAGAAAGCCAAAUUCAACUGGGACCCGGAAACCGUGGGGAUGAUCCACGGUUCCUUCUUUUGGGGCUACAUCAUCACCCAGAUCCCGGGCGGCUACAUCGCGUCUCGGCUGGCAGCCAACAGGGUUUUUGGAGCUGCCAUACUUCUUACCUCUACCCUAAACAUGCUGAUCCCUUCAGCAGCCAGAGUGCAUUAUGGAUGUGUCAUCUUUGUUAGAAUAUUGCAGGGACUUGUUGAGGGAGUUACCUACCCAGCAUGUCAUGGAAUAUGGAGCAAAUGGGCCCCUCCUCUAGAGAGGAGUAGAUUGGCAACCACUUCCUUUUGUGGUUCCUAUGCUGGAGCUGUGAUUGCAAUGCCUUUAGCUGGCAUUCUUGUACAGUACACUGGCUGGUCUUCAGUAUUUUAUGUCUAUGGAAGCUUUGGAAUGGUCUGGUACAUGUUUUGGCUUUUGGUGUCUUAUGAGAGCCCUGCAAAGCAUCCUACUAUUACAGAUGAAGAACGUAGGUACAUAGAAGAAAGCAUUGGAGAGAGUGCAAAUCUUUUAGGUGCAAUGGAAAAAUUUAAGACGCCAUGGAGAAAAUUUUUUACAUCUAUGCCAGUCUAUGCAAUAAUUGUUGCAAACUUCUGCAGAAGCUGGACUUUUUAUUUAUUGCUUAUCAGUCAACCAGCAUAUUUUGAGGAAGUCUUUGGAUUUGAAAUUAGCAAGGUUGGCAUGCUGUCUGCUGUGCCACACUUAGUAAUGACAAUUAUUGUGCCCAUCGGAGGGCAAAUUGCAGAUUUUCUAAGAAGCAAGCAAAUUCUUUCAACUACCACAGUAAGAAAGAUCAUGAAUUGUGGUGGUUUUGGCAUGGAAGCCACACUGCUUCUGGUUGUUGGCUAUUCUCAUACUAGAGGUGUAGCUAUCUCAUUCUUGGUACUUGCAGUGGGAUUCAGUGGAUUUGCUAUAUCUGGUUUCAAUGUUAAUCACUUGGAUAUUGCUCCAAGAUAUGCCAGUAUUUUAAUGGGCAUUUCGAAUGGUGUCGGCACAUUGUCAGGAAUGGUUUGCCCUAUCAUUGUUGGUGCAAUGACAAAGAAUAAGUCACGUGAAGAGUGGCAGUAUGUCUUCCUGAUCGCUGCCCUAGUCCACUAUGGCGGAGUUAUAUUUUAUGCAAUAUUUGCCUCAGGAGAGAAGCAACCCUGGGCAGACCCUGAGGAAACAAGUGAAGAAAAAUGUGGAUUUAUCCAUGAAGAUGAACUUGAUGAAGAAACAGGGGACAUUACUCAAAAUUAUAUAAAUUAUGGUACCACCAAGUCUUAUGGUGCCACAACACAGGCCAAUGGAGGUUGGCCCAAUGGUUGGGAAAAGAAAGAGGAAUUUGUGCAAGAUGAAGUACAAGACUCAUAUACCUAUAAGAACCGAGAUGAUUAUUCGUAA